UCUAACACAUUAUUAAAAAUAAUCUCCCCAGUACAGAAACCUUUGACUUACAUUGGUUCUGGAAUACCUGUUUUGCUGUUCUUCCCAUUUAAAUUUCUCUUUAAUAUUAAAGAUGAAAUAGAUGAUCUUUAUGUGCCUGGAAGCUGAAAAAUUCCUCUGAUUCUUAUAAUCAAAUCUUAGCCUAGUAUCUUCAGUGAUAGUGUGUGUCACUAAUCAAAUAUUUAUUGUAUUUUUUUUCCUGAAAAUUUCAAGGUUGUUGUUUUAGUGAAAACUAAAUAAAAACAUAGAUAAACAAAACUAAAGGUUGUUUUAAUAGAGAUCAGUCAUGGUUUGAUUUGGUCUUGAAGUCAAAAUCUGAAUUCUCUCUUUUUAGUUACAGGAUUUGUAUGUUGUUUUGUAAUAGUGCAGUUAACUGCCUUAUUUUUGUCAACCAUUUUAAAGCAAUUUAUGGUUGAGCAUAAUUUAUAUGACUAACUCAUUCUCUCUGGUGGUGGAUCUGUGGUGGCAAAAUCAGAGACUGAAACGAUUGUCACUAAACUAUUUUUGCAAUAUGACUAUAAAGUUCAGAGAGUGUGUAUACAUGUGUUUGUGUAUAUGUGUGUGUGUUCAUCUAUAUUGUAUGUAUAUUUACACACACAAGCAGUAUUCAUCAAAGCAGUUGUUUUGAGUGAACAUCUGGUGUAAUAUGACAAUGAAGAGAAGACUGCUUGGGUUGAAAAUCCCAGCUGAAUGGUGUGAUUUCUAGCAAGUUACUUAAUUUCUUGAGCAACAAGAGUCUUCAUCUAUAAAAUGAGGACACUGAUAAUACUAAUCUCAUAGGGUUAUGUAAAAAUAAAAUGAGAAAAAUACAAAUAAAGUGCUUAGAACAGUGUCUUCCAUAAAGUUCUCAGUAAAUAAGGUAGCUUGUUAAUGUUAUUAUUGUUGUCAUUGGUGCUCUGUGUUUGAUAUAUUGCAGAUCCUACCUCAGAGGAAGAACAGUUUAGUCUUUUAUUAGCCUGUAUCAGAAAUAUUUAUUAGUAAUAAAACUGAUGUUGAAAAUUAUGAUUUUUCUUAUCCUAGCAAAUGACUGUCCAUUUCUGCCUCCCUGAGGAUAGAAGAUACAUUGCUAAAUGCUUAAUUUUGAUUGUUAAACCCAGCUGUGUAAAGAAGGCUGUGAGUUCUAUAGAUCCACAGAGGGGGUAAAUCUUGAGUUUAGGCAUUAAAAGGGGGGAACAGAGGGGCUUCUACGCCUGGUGCAGGAGCUAGGAGGCCCGAGAUUGUGCCUGGAAUAGUGGUGCACCAUGUCCUGGGCUUCCAGCGCUGGUUUUGACUGACGCAUUACCAUUUUUUCUCCCGAGGGAUGGAAUAUGCUUUUAAGACUAUUAACUGGGGUGGCCUUACAUCAGUAGCUGUCAGAGGGAAAGACUGUGCAGUAAUUGUCACACAGAAGAAAGUACCUGACAAAUUACUGGCUUCCAGCACAGUGACUCACUUAUUCAAGAUAACUGAAAACAUUGGCUGUGUGAUGACAGGAAUGACAGCUGACAGUAGAUCCCAGGUACAGAGGGCACGCUGUGAGGCAGCUAAUUGGAAAUACAAGUAUGGUUACGAAAUUCCCGUGGACAUGCUGUGUAAAAGAAUUGCUGAUAUUUCUCAGGUCUACACACAGAAUGCUGAAAUGAGGCCUCUUGGUUGUUGUAUGAUUUUAAUUGGUAUAGAUGAAGAACCAGGCCCUCAGGUGUACAAGUGUGAUCCUGCAGGUUACUAUUCUGGGUUUAAAGCAACUGCUGCAGGAGUUAAACAAACUGAGUCAACCAGCUUCCUUGAAAAAAAAGUAAAGAAGAAAUUUGAUUGGACCUUUGAACAGACAGUGGAAACUGCGAUUACAUGCCUGUCUACUGUUCUAUCAAUUGAUUUCAAACCUUCAGAAAUAGAAGUUGGAGUAGUUACAGUUGAAAAUCCUAAAUUCAGGAUUCUUACAGAAGCAGAGAUUGACACUCACCUUGUUGCUCUAGCAGAGAGAGACUAGACACUGUAGUUAGUUUACCAAAUCCGUGACACCACUUGCCUGUGUGUUUGGUAACAACAGACCAACAUUUUGGGGGCCCCUUGGUUGAAAAAGGAACUUCUCCCACUCUUGCUGCCACUGAAAUGGUUAGGACUCUGUAUAAAUAAAACCAGUGCUUUUGGGAAAUUAAAAAAAAGGGGGGGGAGAGUAUGAGAAUCUGUGAGGUAAUAGACAAUACAUUGGAAAAGUCCCUGAUGCUGGGAAAGAUUGAGCACAUGAGGAGAAGGGGACGACAGCGG
Molecule: messenger RNA, 2286 nt
Organism: Cervus elaphus (red deer)
Lineage: Eukaryota; Metazoa; Chordata; Mammalia; Artiodactyla; Cervidae
Product: proteasome subunit alpha type-6-like
Exons: 1
Coding region: 1340-2008 (222 amino acids)
Cellular component (GO): cytosol; proteasome core complex, alpha-subunit complex; proteasome core complex
Source: RefSeq, a predicted model, not a curated record